This is a messenger RNA of Parnassius apollo (apollo), 642 nucleotides long. The record is from the annotation of a GenBank genome assembly. Lineage: Eukaryota; Metazoa; Arthropoda; Insecta; Lepidoptera; Papilionidae.
AUGCAACAAUGGUUCAGGCGCGGGGGAGCGCGCGCGGCGCACGCGCCGAGACGCGCGAGAAGGCGCGCGGCGUCGCACGGCAGCUGGCAGAACACACGACAACAAGCGUCGCGCGCCACCACGGCACGCGCGGCGCGCGUCGUAGCGCGCGCUGCACGGCGCCGCAGGCGCUGCGGCGCCACGCGUCGCGGCGCGCGCGCCGGCACGGGCCGCGCCGUGCGUCAGGCGCGUGGUCGCGCGCGCGCGUCACGCAAGCGCGCGGGCGCCGUCAGCGUCCACAAGGCAAGGCAUGCGCGGCACAAGGCGGCGCGUCACAAGGCGCGCGGCUGCUGCGGGCCAGCGGGGCGCGCAGCGCAGGCCGGCGUCGCGCGCGUCGGCGCGGUGCGCAGCGGCACAGCCACGUCGCCACACAAGGCGCGCGUCGCAAGUACAAGCGGCACGCGCCAGCGCGCAAGCGUCGCACGCGCGCACGGCACGAAGAGGCCGUCACAAGGCGGCCGCAACGACAAGGCGCGCGGCGGCAGCGCGCGAAGGGCGCACCCCCAAGCGCGCUGCGGCGUGCCGCGACGGCGGCCGCAAACACAAGGCAAGGGCGCCACGUGCAGGCGAAGGCACGGCACAGGCAAGCGUGCGAUGGCGUGA